Messenger RNA from Schistocerca americana (American grasshopper), 654 nucleotides. RefSeq names its product protein tailless-like. Gene Ontology annotation, biological process: cell differentiation; anatomical structure development; regulation of transcription by RNA polymerase II. The transcript is spliced from 4 exons. The coding region runs from base 1 to 654 and encodes 217 amino acids. The record is from RefSeq and is a predicted model, not a curated record. Gene Ontology annotation, molecular function: RNA polymerase II cis-regulatory region sequence-specific DNA binding; zinc ion binding; nuclear receptor activity. NCBI's taxonomy places the organism in Eukaryota, Metazoa, Arthropoda, Insecta, Orthoptera, Acrididae.
AUGUGCGUGCGGGGAGGGGACCGCCUCCUGGACAUCCCCUGCAAAGUGUGCGGCGACCGCAGCUCCGGCAAGCACUACGGCAUCUACAGCUGUGACGGCUGCUCGGGCUUCUUCAAGCGGUCGAUCCACCGGAACCGCGUCUACACGUGCAAGGCGGCGGGCGAGCUGAAGGGCCGCUGCCCCAUCGACAAGACGCACCGCAACCAGUGCCGCGCCUGCCGCCUCAACAAGUGCUUCCAGGCCGCCAUGAACAAGGAUGCGUACAGUACGCCUAAGAAUCUCUUCGAGCGACGUGAUAGCCUGAAACCGCAGCGGCGGUCUAGUCGGCAGAUUCUCCUUCCCGCUACACACUGUCGCCUUCCACCUUUCACAGCUGCAAGUGUUUCCGUGCUCGGUGUUUGCCCUGCGUCCUCCGCCAGACAGUGGCUUUCUGUCAACGCUGGUACCGCCGCCACGUUCUGCUCUCCCGCCGCAGAAAGCUUUCUGGCGAACGGCAAACAAACAGCGGCCGGCCGCCGAGAGCGGGCCGAGCUUCCUCUGCCGGACACGCGUGCUGCAGGUGUCGAGUUUCUCACACCAGCCCAGCCCAGCCCAGCGUGGAAAGCAGGUCCAAGGCGCUCCGGACAACACUUUGCGUUCCGCACACUUCUCUAA